GUGACCACUGUUGUUAUGGAUAAGACGGGUACUGUGACAGAAGGUCGUCCGCGCGUUUUCCGUAUAUACACUGUUAUCGGCGAAAAUUGCAUGUCACUUUUCAAAAUGUUCGCAGCAAUUGGCUCGGCAGAAUCGAACAGCGAACAUCCACUUGCGAGCUCUAUUGCUUCAUUUGUGAAAGAGUGGCUAAAAACAGAAGAAUGGGCAACAGUACAGCGAUUUCGCGCUUCUGCUGGAAACGGCAUUUCGUGUGAAGUAACAAAAAUCAAUGAUAUGUUGCGUAAUGCAAGCCAAGAGAAGGUUGACACAUCCAUCAAGUUGGCCAGUGGUCAACUGUCAUUAUUUGAAGAUUUAAACGAGGCUGAAUUUAACGAAAACAAACCGUUUCGUGUUGUGAUUGGCAACGAACGAUGGAUGACAAAGAAUGCCGUUCCAGUUGAUGAUUUUGUUGGUCAAAUCAUUGAGCAAGAACAGACCAACGGCAACAUAUCCGUACUGUGUGCAAUUAACGGCCAUCUGGUCUCUGUGAUAAGCAUAGCAGAUCGAAUCAAAAAAGAAAGCGCGCUUGCUGUAUGGACACUUCAGCGUAUGAAUAUACGAGUAAUUCUACUAACUGGUGACAAUGCACGUACUGCAGAAGCAACGGCACGUCAAGUUGGCAUCAGAGAAGUGUUUGCUGAAGUACUGCCAAAUCAAAAACGAACCAAAAUUGAGCAGCUUAAGGAAGCAAAAGAGCGGGUAGCGAUGGUUGGUGAUGGUAUCAACGAUAGUCCAGCGCUUGCCAGUGCAGACGUGGGUAUUGCAAUUGCUGCUGGCUCGGAUGUUGCUAUUGAAAGUGCCGGUAUUGUGCUUGUAAAAGUAAGGCUUUGA
Molecule: messenger RNA, 870 nt
Organism: Gongylonema pulchrum
Lineage: Eukaryota; Metazoa; Nematoda; Chromadorea; Rhabditida; Gongylonematidae
Source: the annotation of a GenBank genome assembly